Molecule: messenger RNA, 1473 nt
Organism: Lacerta agilis (Sand lizard)
Lineage: Eukaryota; Metazoa; Chordata; Lepidosauria; Squamata; Lacertidae
Product: vomeronasal type-2 receptor 26-like
Exons: 5
Coding region: 1-1473 (490 amino acids)
Biological process (GO): G protein-coupled receptor signaling pathway
Cellular component (GO): membrane
Molecular function (GO): G protein-coupled receptor activity
Source: RefSeq, a predicted model, not a curated record
AUGACCUACUGGGCCACUUUGGAGCUACUCUCUACACACUAUAGAUUUGUACCCAACUACCAGUGUGACAAACAGAAAAAUCUGAUGGCAGUCAUUGGGGGACUUGACUUUGAGAUUUCCCUCCACAUGGCAGCCAUCUUAGGUGUCUACAAGAUUCCCCAGCUCAGUUAUGGCUCCUUUGCCCCAGAGGAUGCUGAUCAAAGCCAAUCCACUCCCUUCUAUCGGAUGGUGCCCAAUGAAACCCAUCAGUACACUGGGAUUCUUGAGUUACUUCUGCAGUUUGGAUGGACGUGGGUUGGGUUGCUCGCGGUGGAUAGUGAGAGUGGAGAGAGUACUGAGUUCAGUGAACCCUGCACUGGACAGGAGAAGCUGGACAGCCUCCCCUCGUCUGGCUUUGAGAUGAGCAUGACUGGCCACAGCUACAGCAUCUACAAUGCUGUCUACGUUGUGGCACAUGCUCUUCAUGCCAUGUUCCAGUCCUGGUCGAAAGACAGAGGAAUUAGCUUAGAAAUGAAAUCAGGGGGCAUGUCGAACAGUGUCCUGCAACCAAGCGAAGAAGAUAACUCCCCAGACAUGAAUGACUGUGUCAGAUGCUCAGCAGGUCACUAUCCAAACAAAGACCAAACACAAUGUAUUCCAAAGACAAUAAGCUUCUUGACGUUUGAAGAACCUUUGGGGAUGAGCUUAGCUUUCUUCUCUGCUUUUUUCUCACUGCUCACAAUAUUGGUCCUAGUCAUUUUCAUUACACAUCAGAACACACCUCUCGUCAGGGCCAACAACCGGAAUCUGACUUACGUGCUCCUCAGCUCUCUUCUGCUCUGCUUUCUUGGCCCCUUCAUCUUCAUCAGCCCCCCGGGCACAGUGACUUGCCUUUUUCGACAAGUGACUUUUGGUAUCAUUUUCACAGUGACUGUUUCUUGUGUGUUGGCCAAAACCAUCACUGUGGUUCUGGCCUUUGGGGCCACCAAACCAGGAUCCAGAAUGAGGAAAUGGGUGGGGAAAAGACUGGCAAGCACCACUGUGCUUUCUUGUUCCCUUUUCCAAAUUGGUAUUUGUGCUGUGUGGUUAGGAACGUCUCCACCUUUCCCCCAUUCUGACUUGCACUCUGUGAUGGACAAAAUAAUACUAGACUGUAAUGAAGGGUCAGUUGUCAUGUUUUACUGUGUCCUGGGCUACAUGGGUCUCCUGGCCAUUGUCAGUUUUGUUGUAGCAUUUUUAGCCAGGAAACUGCCUGACAGCUUCAAUGAGGCCAAAUUCAUCACCUUCAGCAUGUUCUUGUUUUGUAGUGUUUGGAUCUCCUUUGUUCCAGUGUACCUGAGCACCAAGGGGAAAUACAUGGUGGCUGUGGAGAUCUUCUCCAUCUUGGCUUCCAGUGCUGGGAUACUGGGCUCCAUCUUUGCUCCCAAAUGCUACAUCAUUGUGUUGAGGCCUGAUCUGAACAGCAAGGAGCAGUUAAUAAAGAGGAAACAGUAA